AUGCUCGCAGCGCUGUGGCCGUGCGCCCGCCUGCAGCAAAAGUACGCACUCGUGGCGUACCUCCUGCACUUCCUCCAUCAUGCGCUCUACGCCAAGAAGCCGCGCUUGUACAAGCAAGACAACCCGGUCACGGCGCGGCUGCUCGCCACCUGCAGCCUCCUGCUGGACAAGUACCAUCCGAGUUGGUUUCUCUUCAACGGGCACGUGCAGACGAUCCUGGUCGCGAUGGGCUCCGACGCGCCGAAGGUCGACUACAAGCGCGAGAUCAUGAGCUUGUCGGACGGCGGGAUCGUGUCGCUGGACUGGGCGCAACAUCCGGAUGGCGGAUCUUACGGCCAUGACCAUCCGACGGUGCUGCUCUUGCACGGCUUGACGGGCGGUAGCUCCGAGAUUUACAUUCGCAUGACAGCGGUGAAGCUCAUGCGAGCAGGGUGGCGCGUCGUCGUCAUGAACGCCCGGGGCUGCGCCAAGACACCGGUCGUGACCGCCAAGCUCUUUUGCGCCGCCUAUACGCAAGACAUGCGCGAGACUGUUCGGUAUCUGCGCGAGGAGCAUGUACCAACAGCGCCGCUCAUUGCCGGUGGCUUCUCGCUCGGCUCCAACAUCCUCCUCAAGUACGUCGGCGAGGAAGGCGAGAGCUGCCUCCUCACCGGCGCCGUCUCGGUGGGAAACCCCUACGACCUCCUCGCCUCGAACCGGAACCUCAUGCACUCAUGGCUCCAUAACCUGUUCUACCGCAGCGCGCUCACGUCCAACCUCCUCACGCUCUUCUUUGAAAAGUCGAAUGCGCACACCCACUUUGUGGAACACCCCACUGUCGACCUGGACCAUCUCCGCCGUGCGCAGAGCGUCUGGGACUUUGACGACCGCCUCACGCGCCAUGUGUUUGGGUAUGCGACCGUGAGCGACUACUACCGCGAUGCAUCCUGCAGCCAGUACCUCAAGCACAUUCGCAUUCCAACGUUGUGCUUGACGGCAGAAGACGACCCGAUCUCGAUCCACACCGGUAUCCCGUACGACGACUGCGAGGCCAACCGCCACAUAUUGCUGGCCGUGACCGAGCGUGGUGGUCAUCUCGGCUUCUUCACGGGCGGCAGCGUCGUCACCUUCCCCGAUAUGUGGGCGUCCAAUGUGUUUGUCCAGUUCUGCAACGCGCUAGAAGACCUCGCGUCCGAAGCGGUUCCGCUGCAACGGCCUGGCGUCUCGGUGCUCGGUCGACUCUUCCAGCCCGGUGUCAAGCCCGUUUCGACCAGCACAGUGCAGGAUCCAGCAACGCCCGGCGAAGCGCCAGAGACAACCAGCGCGCAAUGGGUGUAUGCUAUUGGUGUGGUCGUCGGGCUUGGUCUCGGCGCCAAGGCUAUGUACGACCGCCGGUCGCUCGUGCUCGGAACGCGUAUCUGGUGGUAUUAA
Molecule: messenger RNA, 1410 nt
Organism: Saprolegnia diclina VS20
Lineage: Eukaryota; Oomycota; Saprolegniomycetes; Saprolegniales; Saprolegniaceae
Exons: 9
Coding region: 1-1410 (469 amino acids)
Molecular function (GO): monoacylglycerol lipase activity; short-chain carboxylesterase activity
Source: RefSeq, a predicted model, not a curated record